Pteronotus mesoamericanus is the source of this 6856-nucleotide messenger RNA. It is a transcript of the gene ZNF407, whose product is annotated as zinc finger protein 407. The transcript is spliced from 9 exons. Bases 130 to 6798 code for a protein of 2222 amino acids. The record is from RefSeq and is a predicted model, not a curated record. Lineage: Eukaryota; Metazoa; Chordata; Mammalia; Chiroptera; Mormoopidae. Gene Ontology annotation, molecular function: nucleic acid binding; zinc ion binding.
CAAAGGGAAGACGGUGAGCCGGAGGAGUCAGUCGUAGGGGCGAGCAGGAACGAUCCUGUCGGCAAACAGGUUAUGAGUGCCAAGUGAGCCACCCUUGGCGCAGGGAACGCCGUCAGCACUUUGUUAACGAUGGAUGCCGAAAAGAAACCGGAGAACGAUGAGGAUGAAGAUGUAAGCAGAGAAGCAGAAGACCCGAGGAAGAUUUCACCCCAUGACGGGAUGGACUGUGACCUCGUGUCUGAUGUGAUGGUGGGUUCCGCUGAGAAUCCCACGAGCAAAAGAGCUUUCUCAGAUUCAGCAAACAGCGUCAUUUUGGAGGAAGAUGGCAGUAAUCGCGCUUCCAAGCGAAUGAAGUUAGGUGAGGCCGAGCCCCUUAGACCCGGAGAGCAGGGCGUUCGUGGGUGCUCAGAAGUGGGGGUCCCGUCAGGGGACACAGCGAAGGCAUCCAUCUCGGAGGGCGACGCGUGUCUCCCUACGGCCUGCUCCCCUCUCUUCAGCUUUAGCACAGUGGACGUGGCCUCGCUGAAAACAGACGCCAGAAGGAAGUCUGCGCAGGAAGUGGUUUCCCUUGACCCAGAAGCAGACGCUCCUCUGGCCGCGAAAGAGACGACUGGUGUUGGCUGCACUGUGGGAAGCGCAGAUUCGGUGUUCAAGUGUAACACAUGUGACCAUUUGUUUUCUUCUUGCUCUGAUCUGGAAAAGCAUGCUGAGGGCCACAUGCCAGCGUCCGAGGGGGCUGCCCUCUGCCACUGCGGCCACAGGACGGGGGACAGCGCGGCCCUGCGGGGGCACGUCACGCAGACAUGCGGGCCGCAGGAAGCCUUUUCCUGUGAUCUGUGUGGCUUUCAGUGUGUGGAAGAGAACCUUCUGAAUGCACAUUGUCUUGGCAAGACACACCUGCGGCGUCAGAAUCUUGCUGCUCGUGGAGGAUUUGUGCAGAUCUUAACAAAACAACCUUUUCCUAAGAAACCGUGUACCGUCGGAACAAAAAAUGUUUGCGCAAAGCUAAGGGUGUCUAACCAGAUUGCAAAGAAUAGUGAUUCAAAAGGACUAAGAAACGUUGGAAGCAAAUGUAAAGACUUCAGAGGAAGCAUUUCUAAACAGAGUGAAAGUAGCAGUGAGCUUGUUGAAAUGAGGCCAUCCAGGAAUACUUUGCUAGAAAAGGGAGAGAUUGUUGAAGAAAAUGUCACUUCUCUUGGUACAGCUCGAAGUCCUGAAAACCAGAGUAAAAAGUUAGGAGCCUUAGUAACUGCACAGGGUCUCUUAGACAGACUGGAAUCUACCAAAAGGGCCUUACAGACAGCGCACGGCAUCGGCACAGCCUCGAGACCAAGACCCGAGCGAAGCGCGCUCUCGCUGGCCAGCAGCUUCCGACGGCGAAGUGGCACGUUCCCCUUAAAAGGCCAGGCCAAGAAAAGAUUUAAUCUUUUAGGAAUUAAUAAAAGAGGUACCAGCGAGACUCUGAAGAUAUACAUGAAACACUUUAGGACACAGAUGAAGACAGGCGACACAGAGUCCGUGCCGAGGCUUGUGGAAGCGAGUGGCGGUGCCCACGGUCCGAGCGUGACUUCCUCGGAAACCGAGGACCUGAAGCAGGACGAGAGAAAUGCCCGCCUCCUUUGCUCCUUGGAGUCUCCGGCAGUGAGGGCAGCCUCUGACCGGCAGGCGUCGCAUGCAUGUACAGACUGUGGUCAGGUGGCUGCAGGUAGGACAGAGCUGGAAGUCCACAUGCAAAGGUGCCACGCAAGAGAGGUACAGGUGUCCUGCCAGACAUGUGACGUUCCCAGUGCAUCGAGGCGGGACCCAGAGGUGCAUUUGCACAACAACCAGCAUCAGCCAGCUGCCUCUGUCCUCCACUGCCCGGGCUGCUCGUUCGUGCCCUCGGACGAAAUGCUUCUCCGAGACCACGUGAGGGAGAAGCAUGGCACAGGCGUCUUUUGUUCUCCCUGUGAGCUCUUCUUCUUGUCUGAGAAGGACAUGGAGGAACACAAGGCGACGGAGAAGCACCUUGACUUAUUGGCUCAGCCAAAGACUUCGCAAUCACUUAACGAUGAUUCGGUUUCACAGGCUUUAAGUACUUUAGAAUCAGAAAACACAAAAGGGUCUAUGAGCAAGUCAGGAGGAGUGGCGCAGGAAGAGCCGGCCAAGCCCCGGGCGAGCCACGGCAGCGAAACGAGGCAUUCGAGUAGGCCUCAGUUUCAGUGCAAGAAGUGUUUUUACAAAACAAGGUCUUCCACUGUCCUCACAAGGCACAUAAAGCUCCGGCACGGUCAGGACUACCACUUUCUUUGUAAAGCAUGUAACCUUUAUUCACUGAGCAAAGAAGGAAUGGAGAAACACAUUAAGAGAAGCAAACAUCUUGAAAAUGCUAAGAAAAAUAAUAUCGGUUUAAGCUUUGAGGAGUGUAUUGAAAGGGUCUGCAUAGGCGCCAGUGACAAAAAGGAAGAGUUUGCCGUUUCCGGAAACGACAGGGCCGAAGGCCGGGCCGAAGGCGUGCAGGGGCAGGAGUGCCCCUCCUUGGGGGAGAGCGGGCUGACCGCCAAGGAGCCGCCGCAGCCUGGCGGGGUCACCAAAGAUGACGGCUUGGCUGUGAGCGCCACUCCGAAGAGAGGGAGACCGAAAGGCAGCAUCUCACGGACGUGUUCGCACUGCGGCCUUCUGGCCUCGAGUAUCACAAACCUGACCGUUCACAUUAGACGGAAACACAGUCACCAGUACAGCUACUUAUGCAAAGUGUGUAAGUAUUACACCGUGACUAAGGGAGACAUGGAACGCCAUUGUGCCACCAAGAAACACAAAGGGCGUGUAGAAAUCGAAGCCAGUGGGAAACAAAGUUCAGAUAUCAUUAUUGGCCCAGAAGGGGGUAGCCUUGCAGCCUGUAGCAAGAACACCAGUUCAGAGGAACGCGCUAAUAAGUCAGCUGAACCAGAUCCCUCCAUUUCAGAAAAGCCAGGACAAGAGCAUGGAGAUUCGAUUGAGGUCAGAGUUGAAAAUGUACUUCAUCCUAUAGGCGGGGGAGCUAGCAGUAGUCACCUUACUGACGAGAAGGAGCAAGGACGUCUGGAGCCAGAGGACCUGGCGCAGCCGGGGGAGGCAUGCUCCCAGGCAGCAGCCACGGGCACCGGGGGUAAUAAAUGUGCACACUGCGAGUUUGGCGCUCACUCUCCUGCUUCUCUAGAGCUGCACGUGAAACGGAAGCACACAAGAGAGUUUGCGUUUUAUUGCAUGGCGUGUGACUACUAUGCGGUGACUCACCGGGAGAUGACGAGGCACGCUGCAACCGAAAAGCACAAGGUGAAAAGGCAGUCUUACCUGGACGCUUCUGACGUAGAGAGAUCCCCAGGAACUUCCAGAAACAUCGCUGUGCCUGAGGAGCAGCCUCAGCACAAUUCUGCAGAAUUUCGAAUAAUUGCCGACCAGCCGCCCGAAACUCUUAAAACCAGAAAUGCUGCCGAUGGUUCUAUUUUAGAUGAGAACCCUAACUUAGACAUGCCUAAAGUGCUCUGUGUCCCUGACUCUAUAGAAGUUGAGACGGAAGAAGAAUCUAAUCUCAGUGAAGAUGCUUCCUUUUGUGAAACUUUCCAACGGCCCCUCGCCAAGGAUAAAGUUAGGGACCCGGAGGAGAUGGUGCCCCUUAACAUUUCCCCUAAUCACAGCUCCCCCAGUAAAUUUCAAAAUGAAAAUUCGGGAAUCUCAGCUUUGAAUUAUGAGGUAGUCAGGAACAACCACAAUAGGUCGAGUGACAUUGGGGAUCCAAGUGGACACUGCGAGAGUGAUGGAGGCAAUGGCGGAGACAAGGCAGGUGGAGCCCUCAGCAAGCCCAGGUGUCCCGGAGGUGUGGACGGAGCCCGUUCGGCUGCAGGCGCCGCCCCCGUGGUGCUGAGAAUGACAGAAGGACCACUAACCCUGGAGGGCCGCGGUCAGGGCAGAGCUGGAACUGUGCAGAACUCAGAGGAUUCGAAAGCUAUGCAAAUAGAAAGUAAGGACAUUCUGAUAAAUUCUCAACAAGAAACUGAGAUUAUUAUGGAGGAGGAUGGUCCAGCUUCUGAAAGCAUAGUCGAAAGUAACAGUGUUUAUGAAACUAUAAUCAGUAUUGAUGAUAAAGGACAGGCCAUGUAUAGUUUUGGCCGGUUUGAUUCUUCCAUAAUAAGAAUAAAGAACUCAGAAGAUGGAGAGCUGAUAGACCCACCUGAGGAAGGUCUGAUCGCAGCAGAAGUGAGAAUGAGCGAGUCGCCCCUGAAAGACUGUGCUCAGGUUGCGAAAAAGAAGAAAUGCGAAGGCAGCUCCUGCGGCGAAUCUCCGCGCAUCCGCUGUGACGACUGUGGUUUCUUAGCAGAUGGGUUGAGUGGACUGAACGUCCACAUAGCCAUGAAGCAUCCUACGAAGGAGAAACACUUCCACUGCCUCCUGUGCGGAAAGUCCUUCUACACAGAGAGCAACCUGCACCAGCACCUGGCCAGUGCCGGCCACAUGCGCAACGAGCAGGCCAGCGUGGAGGAGCUCCCGGAGGGUGGGGCCACCUUCAAGUGUGUCAAGUGCACGGAGCCCUUCGACUCGGAGCAGAACUUGUUUCUGCACAUCAAAGGACAGCACGAGGAGCUGCUUCGGGAGGUGAACAAGUACAUAGUGGAGGACACCGAGCAGAUCAACCGCGAGCGGGAGGAGAACCAGGGCAAUGUCUGCAAGUACUGCGGCAAGAUGUGCCGCAGCAGCAACUCCAUGGCCUUCCUGGCCCAUAUCCGCACGCACACAGGAUCAAAACCAUUCAAGUGCAAGAUCUGCCAUUUUGCAACAGCUCAGCUUGGCGAUGCCAGAAACCACGUCAAAAGGCACCUUGGGAUGAGGGAGUACAAGUGUCAUGUGUGCGGGGUUGCUUUUGUAAUGAAGAAGCACUUAAAUACUCAUCUACUAGGCAAACAUGGAGUUGGCACCCCGAAAGAAAGGAAGUUCACGUGCCACCUGUGUGACAGGAGCUUCACCGAGAAGUGGGCCCUGAACAACCACAUGAAGCUGCACACGGGGGAGAAGCCCUUCAAGUGCACCUGGCCCACGUGCCACUACUCCUUCCUCACUGCCUCGGCCAUGAAGGACCACUACCGGACCCACACAGGCGAGAAGUCGUUCCUGUGCGACCUCUGUGGCUUCGCGGGCGGCACGCGGCACGCCCUCACCAAGCACCGCCGGCAGCACACAGGAGAAAAGCCUUUCAAGUGCGACGAGUGUAACUUCGCCUCCACCACCCAGUCCCACCUCACGCGGCACAAGCGGGUGCACACGGGCGAGAAGCCCUACCGGUGCCCCUGGUGCGACUACAGGUCCAACUGUGCCGAAAACAUCCGCAAACACAUUUUACACACCGGCAAACACGAGGGCGUCAAGAUGUACAACUGCCCCAAGUGUGACUACGGCACCAACGUCCCUGUGGAGUUCCGGAACCACUUGAAAGAGCAGCAUCCUGACAUCGAAAACCCCGACCUGGCUUACCUGCAUGCAGGCAUUGUUUCCAAGUCCUACGAGUGCCGCCUGAAGGGCCAAGGAGCCACAUUCGUGGAGACUGACAGCCCGUUCACCGCGGCCGCGCUGGCGGAGGAGGCCCCCGUGGCAGACAGGCCCCUGAGGGGCGGCCGGAGGCCGGCGGCGCCUGAGCAGGUCCAGCAGGUCAUCAUCAUCCAGGGCUACGACGGGGAGCUCGCCCUCGACGCCUCCGUGGAGGAGACGGCCGCAGCCACGCUGCAGACACUGGCGCUGGCUGGCCAGGUGGCCCGCGUGGUGCACAUCACCGAGGACGGGCAGGUCAUCGCUGCGAGUCCAGGCGGGGCGCACAUGGGCGGCGGGGCAGCCGAGCCGGUCCUGCCGGAGCAGAUGGCGGAGGAGGCCACGCAGGUGGUGGUGGUGGGGGGCUCGAUGGGGGGCCCCCUGGCCGAGCCCCUCAGCCCCGGCAGCGCCGUGCUGCAGCAGGUGAGCAAGCAGGAGCUCCUGGACCUCAGCGAGGCCGCUGUUGCCCAGCCCGACGCCGCCUCCGCCUUGGACGCCCUGCUGUGUGCUGUCUCCGAGCUGGGAGGGGCCGAGGGCCGGGCCGGGCCUGCUGACAAGGUCAGAGCCGGCCACAAGGAGGUGCUGGUCCAGCUGCCCAACCAGGAGGCGCAACCCGCGGCCCAGCCUGAGGCGGCUGAGAUCCACCUGCUCCAGGAUGCGGAGGACGGCCCAGCCGCUGCGCAGCCCCUGGAGGUGCUGGCCCAGGUGGUGCGGCCCUCGGCCCUGGGCGCCUCGCGGGAGCCGGCCCAGGUGGCCCUCAAGAAGGUGGUGCAGGGCGUCCUCCAGUUUGCGGUGUGCGAUGCGGCCACGGCCAGCCCUCUGGGGAAGGACGGCGUCGCACAGGUCAUCGUGAACGAGGAGGGCGCUGUGCACAUGCUGGCGCGGGAUGGCGCCCUCCUUGUGCAGGAGGCCGCAGCCGCUGGGCCGCACGGGGAGGUCUCGCAGAUCAUCGUCACCGAGGAGCUGGUCCAGGCCGUGGUGCGGGAGUCCGCCGGCGGCUUCCCUGAGGGCGCCACCCACUACAUUGUGACGGAGCUGCCGCCAGGUGCGCAGGAGGAGGCGGCCGUGUACUCCCACACGGUGCUCGGGGCGGCGGCCAGCGCGCAGGAGCUCCUGCAGGCCGGGGCCGGGCUGGGCCCCGAGGCCGGGCUGCCUGGGGGCGCCGAGCAGCUGACCAGCAUGGUCAUCUACACCCAGGAGGGCGCCCCGGCGGCCACCGUCAUCCACAGCCAACGAGAGAGUCACGAACUCCAGGAGGCCUGAGGCGCGGGGCGGACACGGGGCCCCGGCGCCUGGGCAUGGGGUCCUGAACUGCGGCGGC